Symbiodinium natans is the source of this 468-nucleotide messenger RNA. The record is from the annotation of a GenBank genome assembly. Lineage: Eukaryota; Dinophyceae; Suessiales; Symbiodiniaceae.
AUGGUACUGACGCGCGAGAAGAUCAUCGGGCAGGCCCACGCAGCCGGCCGCCUCUACGAGCGAGCAAGGGGCAGUCCGGCGCGCGGGGUCCUUGAGAUGCGUGCGGACGAGCUGUGCGUGGACCUGGCUGACAAGAUCGCGAGGCAAAUCGAGGAAGAGGAGAAGCAGGCGACACUAGCAGAAGGCGAUUCUGCUGCCAGCGGUGCUGGCCUGGGACCUACAGCUGUACCACCUGAGCCUGCCGUGACCUCCAAGCCGAGCCCUUGGAGCGUGGACUACUCCAGAUUCGACGCCAUCCUUCGCGAUGAGGAUGACUCGCCUCCCAACCAACUUCAAGUGAGACAGAUUGCACACUCCUUGGCGGGGGUCGUGGAGGAUGUGAAGCGGCUGAAACCACCCGGUUCCUGCGCAAGACAGAGGGGUGAGGCAUCACUGGGCCAUGAAUAUUUCUUGGACACCCUCGACUGA